This is a messenger RNA of Cicer arietinum (chickpea), 1550 nucleotides long. RefSeq lists its product as uncharacterized. Lineage: Eukaryota; Viridiplantae; Streptophyta; Magnoliopsida; Fabales; Fabaceae. The record is from RefSeq and is a predicted model, not a curated record.
AAAAGAGUUUGGUAUAUAGUGUUUUUAAAUAAUCAUCAUACACCAAAAUACAAGUAACAAGCAACAUCAUAGAGUAUUCAACACUUCAUGCAUCUUCCAAACACAAAACCCUUUCUUAAUCCUUUUUACUAUAUAUCUACAAACCCUAGAUUAGUAAACUUCAUAUAUAUAGCUUUUGAUUUCAUAGUUCAAUCAUAAGAUCUUUGAUUCUUUGUCUCAAUGGAACAGGAUCAAUGUUGGAUUCAAACAAAGAGAAAGCACUCAUCAAUGAGUUCAAAUCUUGUUUCUUCACUAGCUAAUAACCUUUCUUCUUCUACUUCUUGUUAUGGUGAUUCAUGGGAAGAACAAGCUUUUGCUGAAGAUUCAGCAUGUAUAUGGCCACCAAGAUCAUAUUCUUGUAGCUUUUGUAGAAGAGAGUUUAGGUCAGCACAAGCAUUAGGUGGACAUAUGAAUGUUCAUAGAAAAGAUAGAGCAAGACUAAAACAACCUUCUAGUGAUCCACAAAAUGAUCAUCAAAUUCUUUAUCAUCAUCAUCAUCAUCAUCAUCAUCAAGAUCUUGAAUCUCAUCAUCAUCAUCAUAAUCUUCAAAAGCCACUUUAUCAAAGUUCAAAUAAUUCUUUGGCUAAUUAUAAUAAUAGCCUUUUCCCUUCUCCUAGUGUUUGUGGAUUGGUUUAUAAAACUAACCCUAAUUGUGAUCCUAAUUUUGUUGCUUCAACUUCAUCACUCUCACUUUCUAAACCUAAUGAGGAAACCCUUAUUCCAUUUUAUGAUUCUCCUUUUCCUCACCACAACAUAGUUUCUCAUCUCAAUUCAUCUAAAUCAUGGCUAAAUUUACAUGGAGAUGAUAGAUUUUGUUCAUCAAAUUUCCAACAUGAAGUUGAUCAUAAUAUUGAUAAAAAAGUUUCCAAGGGAAUGGAUUCUAGGUUUAGAGCUAAAGGGAGUGAAAAUAAUGAUGAAAGUGAUGUAUCUAUGAGUUUGAGUUUGGUUUUGUGUAGAACUCAUCAACCUUUUCAAUUUGAGAGUACUAAGGAGGAAGAUUUGAAUUGCAAGAAGAGGAAAAUUGAUGCUUCAUCAAAUCUAUUAUUAUCAAAGUCAAGUUCUUUUGAUAAACAACAUAUGCAAGCAAAGAUGUUUGAUUUUAGCCCUAGCUCAAUUGAUGAGCUGGAUCUGGAAUUAAGGCUUGGUACAAAGUCCAAGGUAUAGUAGUUAGUAGUAUAUAGAAAGAAAACUCUUCAAUUUUCUUAAUGAAUAUAGAUUCUUCUCUUUAUGUUCAUAAUUUGUGUUUUUUUUUUUAAUUUUAAUUACUUUAUAAGGAAGCUUUUCAUCAUGUUUGAUUUGUUUUUCUCAUGAGUUCAGUCUCAGAUAUCUGCAAAAGUUGUCAUGAUAACAUUACUGCCACUAAAAAGAAGGGCUUGUAAACUUCUUCUUGUUAGAUAGUGUGGCCAAAAUGUUUGAUUGUUUUGAAUAACUUCAAAAUUCAUGACAUUGUAAUUGAUGUUUCCAUUGAUAUUUACUAUGAUCAUAUUAUAUAUGAAAAAAAAUUCAAUACA